AGGCACGCUCGGGUUCGUUUCUUUUAUUCUCUAAAUAAAAUUUAUACUAACCGAAUUGCCUUUCUUAGCUCAAAACGGCUGGGCUCGGUAGGCGCUGACUUAUUCGUCGGAACUGAAUCGCGAGUAACCACCCGGGACUUAACCAUGGUAGCAAAGUGAACUCACAUCACUAUCAGAAAAAUUCCUGGUCAGUGGUCAGAAAGAGGGCGAAACAAUACACAAGAAGCAAUGAUAAAGGCGCAACCCGAUCAAGAGCGCUUUUAUUUCCUUGAGUGCUAGCAGCCACAAGAUCUGUGAUUAUUGGAUACUUGGCCAUUGGUAUAGAGUUAUGGUAAUCGUUUAUUCCCUCUCUGGGAUAAAAAGGGAAAAGAAAAAAAGAGCUAACCCAAACAGCAUAUCGUUGCAAUGAGGUGCCCUUGGCUGCCUACCGAUACCGGGCUCUAUUCUCUGCUUCGCUGGAGGGUAGGUGGGCGGCGCUCUUGGAUGUUCUGCAGGAUCAUGUAUUGGGCAAACCCCUCGAACCACCCGGCGGACGGAUCCAGAUAUUUAGUUCAUUGAUAGUACGGGGUCACAAUGUUAGUAUUGAAUUCGUGAGUAGUUCCACUUGUUUAUACAUCUCAGCUUUCUGAUUUCUAAAUAGGUUGCUAAAGCAGGGGUAAUCCCCUUUUGAUCUGAGUCCUGGGUACCUGGACUGCCAUUCCCUUUGGUCUUCCGUUUCUACUAAAGGUCUUUGCUCUGGCGAAACCAAGUUUAUCCCCCCAUGUUCUAAGAUAUCUCCAGCGAUAGGAUUGAUCUGCUUAAUAUUCAUCGUAAUUACUUGGCGGUAAUCCCAAAUAUGGCUCAUAUGGGUUAAGAUUUUGGAAGGUUCCAGGUCCGAAGAAGGAAUACCUGGUUGAGGGCACUACCGGAAGAUUUCUAGGCUUCUGGUCCAUUCCGAUAUAUGCAGCAUUUGCUUGAGGAGGUAGGUUCCAUUUUGAGCUAAAGUAGUUAACCUAUAUCUAGAUGAGGGUAACAACACUAACGCUUCCAUGAACAACCUAGGCCCCGAUACUGAUGAUGAUACCCGGGGAGGUUCAGGACCCGCGCAGAAAUACCUCGACCGCAACCAAGAAGGACUAUAUUCAUAUCCGCUUUCCCCAUUACCUCGUGGGCGUAUUAUAUGCGGGCAUUAUCUGCUCUUCUAAUGGUCCAACACUUCUUCCCACUCUGGAUGGUGGAAAAGCUGGAAGUGAUGCUAGUACUCGGGCGAUUGGUAUUGAAAGGAUGGGUAUUAACUUUAGAGGUUGGGCCUAUCUCAUUAAUCCUACGGUCAUGACUUCGACGUCGCCGUGUGUAAAUGCUUAACUACAGUCUCAUUACAAUCGCCUCGGCUUGGGCUACUAUAGCCCCUCCUUUUUAACACAUUAUGUGUUGGUAUUAUAGAUAUAUCCAUUUCUCGA
Molecule: messenger RNA, 1439 nt
Organism: Tuber aestivum (summer truffle)
Lineage: Eukaryota; Fungi; Ascomycota; Pezizomycetes; Pezizales; Tuberaceae
Source: the annotation of a GenBank genome assembly